Molecule: messenger RNA, 3629 nt
Organism: Ixodes scapularis (black-legged tick)
Lineage: Eukaryota; Metazoa; Arthropoda; Arachnida; Ixodida; Ixodidae
Product: nitric oxide-associated protein 1
Exons: 7
Coding region: 251-2434 (727 amino acids)
Molecular function (GO): GTP binding
Source: RefSeq, a predicted model, not a curated record
ACUGGCGCCACCGCAAUGGCGUGACGUCAGGGCCAGCUACCAUCCAUCCAUCUACUUGCAUCCAGUUAUCCACCCGGUUACCAAUUUUGUAUCAUCUGCCGGUGCUGCUGGUCUACUGCUGGUGUGCAUCAGAGCCGUGAUCUAGAACGGCACGUGUUUCCCGGCUAUUUUCAGGUGAACGACAUAUCUCACGAUGCAAGUCACUUGUGCUGUGCUUCACAAAUGCUCGUUGAAGCACUAAGGGUGAGCCAUGUGGCGGAAACCGGCCGUGAGGAGUCUCGAAGUAGUCGUGAGGACAAACUUAAAAGGCUGGUACGCGGAUCACGAUGUGCGCCAAUGCGCUAUCUUUUUGGCGCGUUCUCGUACGAGAUCCGGUGCUGCGAGGUGUUCGUGGCGCGCCCUUUGUACUACCUCAUCUGCCGAAGAGAACAACCAAGUGCCCAAGAAAACGCCAGUUGUGUCUUACAUGGGGCUGGGUUUUGGCAGAGUGCGGCAAACUCGACGUGAGCUUCUCCGGGAGGCCACCAAGCCCAAAAUCGAAGACGGCACCAUCCUUCCAGUUUAUUUCUCGCAGCUUUGGGAAGCGGACCGGCAGCAGUUUCGUAAGUUGUACCCAAAGCUAGCAGAUGCUCUCGAGAAGGAAGAAAAGAGCGACGCACCCGUCGCUCCGAUCAAAGAGGUGUACCAGUACCCCUUCCAGCAGUUCGGAGUUUUUCGGGAGCAGAGCCCGGACAGUGAGCGGGCCGAGACCGCUAGCGAGAAGCUCGACGUCCGCGCUUACGACGUCCUGCAGAAGCGAGAUACCGCCAUCUCUGGGUUCAUUCAGACGCUGGAAUCAAGUCCGACGCGCGAAGACAUAAGCGAGGACAUAGAAGAACUCCGGGCAGAACUGUGGCGAACCAACUACGGCAGCGCGAACCCGUCGGUACCGGCGAGCCGGGUGCCCUGUGGCGGGUGCGGCGCGUUUCUGCACUGCACGGACGUUUCCAUUCCGGGCUUCAUGCCGUCCGAGGUGUUCGUGAGUCUGAACGAGGACGGGCUGCGGGCGCAUUCGUGCCAGCGCUGCCUUUACCUCCAGCAUUACAACACUGCCCUCAACGUGAAGGUGGACCGUGACGCGUACCUGACGAUGCUGGCGCAGGUGCGGGACAAAAAGGCGCUCGCUUUGCUUAUGGUGGACCUGACGGACAUGCCGUGCAGCCUGUGGCACGACGUCACGCAGCUGCUGGGACCCAGGCAGCCUGUGCUCGUGGUCGCGAACAAGGUGGACCUGCUGCCCUGCGACACGCCUGGCUACCUGGCCAGGGUUAAGGCGUGUGUCGAGCAAAACCUCAAGGAUGUGGGCCUCGUGCAUGGUGUCAAGGGCGUCUGCCUCAUCAGCGCCAAGACUGGCUAUGGGGUGGAGGACCUCAUCAGCCAGCUGCACAAUGUGUGGCGCAUGAAAGGUGAUAUCUACCUGAUUGGCUGCACCAAUGUGGGCAAGUCAACACUAUUCAAUGCUUUGCUUCAAUCAGACCUGUGCCAAGAGAAUGCCUCGGAUCUGAUUCAGCGAGCUACCACGUCAGUCUGGCCUGGCACCACUCUGAACCUGCUCAAGUUCCCCGUCAUGCGGCCUUCCGGCUGGCGCCUGCACCUGCGCCUCAAGCGGCUGGCCAGGGACGGAGCCUUGCUGCAACAGGAGCUGGCCCAUCGCAGGCAGAUGUACCAGACGACCAAGAAGCCCCAAUAUGCCACGCUCAUUGGGAGGAUUGGCAUGACAUUCAAGGCCAAGAAUUCAGACUCUGAAACGGUUGCAUUUCGCAAGCCCUACAACUCCGAGACCUCCAUCUUCAAGCGGUCUCACUUUUGCUACGACACACCGGGUGCUGUCUACAGAGAUCAGAUCUUGGACAUCCUGACAUUGGAGGAGCUGCUCAAGGUGCUGCCAAAAGAGAUAAUCACUCCGAGAACUGUGCUGCUGAGGCUGAACCAGACGCUUUACCUGUCUGGUCUUGCGAGGGUAGACCUACUCCAAGUGCCCCGGUCAAGGCACAUCUAUGCGACAGUGUUUGCGUCGCCUCAACUGCCGAUCCAUAUAGUGGACACGCCCGACGCGGAGGAGUUCUAUCGCUCCCACCUGGGCACGGAGAUGCUGGGGGUUCCCUUGGGCUCGGCCAAGCGGCUGGUCGACUUUCCCGUCCUCGAAGGCAAGGAGCUCACCUACGUGGGCCAGGGCUGGAAGUCGAGCUGCGGAGACGUGGUUCUCUCGUCUGCCGGCUGGAUUAGCUUCACCUUCAACUACGGCGAGGAAGCCACGGUGCGUGCGUGGACUCCCGAAGGCCGAGGCAUACACCGAAGGGUUCCUGCCAUGUUGCCCGAAGCCGUGCAGCUCAAAGGCAGGCGGAUCCGUGGAACUCCCACUUAUGCCAACCGCAGCUGCACUGCCCUGUGGUAGUGCUCAGAACCUUGCAAAGAAGAGGCUUCAAAUUCUGGGGCCAUGGAGGCUCGCCGCACAAGCAAGGUCAGCGCAAGUGCAUAUCCUUUGUGUCAUCGCCAAAGUCUGCGGGCCGAAAAAUCCACAGUACCUUGCCGUACAAGGGGAAGCUGAAAUGCUUUUAAAAUACGCUCUGUAAACAUGAAUUUGCGUUCUUGUAGUUGCCAACAGUUGUAGAACGACAGGCUAGGGUUUCAGUUGCCGCAUCUCCGGCUCAAGCCUGCAGACUUCCUCGUGCACAUUCGAAACGUGCGCGGCGACAGGAUGCCACGGAAAGUAGAAAACUCGCUUUGGAAAGAGGCCGGUGUGUGUGUUUUCUUCCUUUUGUUCUUGAGUCUAAGGUUUUCAAGAUGUACAAAACCUUCCCUAGACUCGAAAAGCAUUCAGAAACGUUGACGAAUUAUUGAUAAGCAAGAAUGAAAUACAAUCACGCAAACAGGUGCGUCUGCCCACUCUACAAUGGGCUUAUUGGUACAAAAGUUUGCACAAGGCAGUUUUUCAGUGCCAAACAGACUCGGGCUAAUACAGUUUAUUUGGAGUAAGAUCAAGCUUCCGUGAGCAUGAGCCAAAUGAAUAUUAGAUCUACGGGAAUAACAGGGGUCGACAAGGUGUUCGCAGCCUUUUCAUUCGACAUUGGCAGACAAAGCACAAAGUCGAUUCCACCUUUGCGUUUCUCCUAUUCGGUACUUUGGUGAAUUACCACAUACAGUGCAAUCCAUUUAUAGCGAGAAUGAGAAAACCCAAAAAUGCAAUCGUUAUAACAGAUUAUCGUUGUAUCUGGACUAGAAACUGAUCGUUAUAAGCGGUAUAUCGUUAGAUGUGGUAUCAUUAUAAGUGGAUUGCACUGUAUUGAAAGUGCUUCAGCUUCCCCUAAAGCAGUGAUUGUAACAUUCUCUCGUUGAAUGGUCAGGAUAACAAGAGGGGAGACGAUACAGGCACUAUUCUUGUUUGUACGUAUAGUGACUCAUUUGAUUUGCAAAAUUGUUUGUGCAACCUGAUCUUAGAAAACGCCUCAGCUGCACUAGCCUGGAUUGGUGCUACGCUUUGAGCACCGGUGCAGAGUGUGUAUCGAACUUGGGUUUCUGCUGUUACUGUUCUAGAUAGGCCUCUGUUUUGCUGUUUGUUUUAAUAAAAAAUAUUUAUAGUCACAUGCAAA